UUUCGUUCCCGGAAACACACAGCGAUGUUAACUGUUUAUAUCGGGUUAACACGGCUACUUUCUUUAAAUGUUAUUCAUUUAUUUUUUCAGUGAGAUGUUUCUCCCUGCUGCAAUGCGGUGUAUAAAUGGUUAGCACAAUGCUAAAACAUUUGGUUGUGCUCGUUGCUGCGGGUUUAGCCCUGUGGACGGCGCCUGAAUGGCUCACAUUGACUUUGUAUGGGAGCAGAUUGUCUGGCUGGCUGUUUCAGCCCUCAGUAGAUGUUUCAGCAGACUCGGGAAGACUGCUGAGGCAACAUGAGCUCUCACUUUACAACGGGAGGGAAAGCAGUAAAGGACUUUAUCUCGCCAUUUUAGGACAGGUGUUUGAUGUUGAAAAGGGGCGCAAGCAUUACGGUCCUGAAGGAGGUUAUCGUUUCUUUACAGGAAGAGACGCUUCGAGGGCCUUUGUGACGGGUGAAUUCACUGAGGCCGGGCUGUCGGAUGAUGUUUCAGACUUGUCUCCAUCUCAGAUAGCAGCACUCUAUGAUUGGUUGACUUUCUAUCAAAGGGACUACACGCCAGUAGGCAGGCUGAUCGGCCGGUUCUACACCGACAGCGGGCAGCCUACAGAGGCUUUGCGGCAGGUGGAGGCCUCCUUGGCUGAGGGGUUGAGACUGAAAACCCAGGCCGAGGAGGAGAACCAGCUGUAUCCAGCCUGUAACUCAGAGUGGAGCUCCACCAGCGGAGGGCGUGUAUGGUGCUCUACUAAAAGUGGUGGUGUUCACAGAGCUUGGGCUGGAGCUCCCAGAAGGCUCUUCUCACCUGGUUCAGGGAACACACGCUGUGUGUGCAUGCGACUAGAUGAUCCAACACGAUCAAAUAAUCCAAAUCUAAAGGAGUAUAAGGACUGUCCACCUCAUGCAGAGUCGUGCCUCAUUAGCCAAGACUGAGCUUCGUCAGAUUGUUUUUUUUUUUUUUUUGGACACAUUUUAUUUUGACAGUCCUCUAUAGAUGAUCUAUAGGUGCUUUAAUUGUUAAAUAAUUGUCUGGUGAAAGAGUAAGGUUUGUGUUUUGGGCUGAAGUUAAGGUGAGGUUUACGGAUAGAUUUAAUAGAAUCUCUUACAUUUGAGGAAUCUAUUGAAUCUAUUACAUUUGAUUUCAUUGAUAUUUAGUUGAAUGUUAGUUAAAGACAGGGUAUAAAGUCUCUACUGUGGAAUCUCUUAACUGGAACUUUAAUUUUCUGAAAUUAGUGCCGUGAUUCUCAAUUCAUUGUAUUUCGAUUAUUGAGUCGAUGUUAAAUACUAUAGAAUCUUGCUUGCAGAUGAUGAGGAAGGUGAGGAUGAAAUGGAUAUUACUGGUAUAACUGGCUAUUUAAAGGGGCUACAUGUAAGAUUUCUGUUCAUUUCAUAUGAAUAUUAAUUGCACCCAUGAUUACUUUAAGGCAGUGGCCACCAACCCUCCUCCUGGAGAUCUGCUUAAUCCGCUUGUGUAAAGAAAGCGAAAGUCAAAGGAAAAUAAGUCGAAAACAAAGGAGUUUCUAAACUUUAAGUUGAGAAAAAAAAUGUAAAGAUACACAAAAUGUAGGACUCCUAACAACUGUGCAGACCUGAUAGACCCCAAAAACUGUCACCAUCAGAUAAACAGCGCUUAAAGCUUUCAUCUUUGAGAGA
This is a messenger RNA of Pygocentrus nattereri (red-bellied piranha), 1649 nucleotides long. RefSeq names its product neuferricin. The coding region runs from base 126 to 929 and encodes 267 amino acids. The transcript is spliced from 4 exons. Lineage: Eukaryota; Metazoa; Chordata; Actinopteri; Characiformes; Serrasalmidae. Gene Ontology annotation, cellular component: endomembrane system; membrane. The record is from RefSeq and is a predicted model, not a curated record.